UCAGUAAGAAAAAUCGGCGGCAUUUUCAUUUUUUUUGGUACAUCAGAAUGUCCCUUCAUCUCAGUUAUCCACUCCCGAUAAUCCCCUGCCGGAAUGGAUUCCGGACCAAAUCUCAGCCACCGGCGGCAAAUUCGGUCGUCACAUGCUCCGCCAUCAACCGUUACUCCGCCGGAUGCAAAAGGCAAUAUACCAGUGUGAUGAUAGUCCCGACGGGCGUAGGAGCCGCCAUUGGUGGAUACGCAGGUGACGCUCUUCCGGUUGCUCGUGCCCUUGCCUCAGUCGUUGAUUGCCUUAUAACUCAUCCUAACGUGCUUAAUGCAGCUAUGCUUUACUGGCCUAUGUCCAAUGUGCUGUAUGUUGAAGGCUAUGCACUAGAUCGGUUUGCAGAAGGUUCAUGGGCCCUACAGCCUGUUCACCAGAAUCGGGUAGGAUUGGUUCUUGAUGCUGGAAUGGAGGAAGAGCUUCGAAUUCGUCACUUGCAAGUGGCUGAUGCUGCUAGGGCCUCUCUUGGGUUGCCUGUGAUGGAAUAUGUUGUCACAGAGACACCUUUAAUGGUAGAGAAGUGGAUUGAUCCAAAAACUGGGCAAUCAACUGGGAGGAUUAGACACCCUGCUUCAUUGCUGAGAGCUGUGCAGGCAUUGAUGAAACGAUCAAAGGUGAAUGCAGUUGCAGUUGUUGGACGAUUCCCAGAUGAUGAUGUUGAAGAGACGGAUAAUUAUCGACAAGGGAUGGGAGUUGAUACUUUGGCAGGGGUUGAGGCUAUUAUCAGCCAUCUUGUGGUGAAGGAGUUUCAGAUUCCAUGUGCUCAUGCUCCUGCUUUAUCGCCUACUCCCGUAUGCAAAUCUGUAUCUCCAAAAUCAGCAGCAGAGGAGUUAGGAUACACAUUCUUACCAUGUGUACUUUCUGGGCUAAGCUAUGCGCCUCAAUACUUGAGCAAUAGUUCUGAAUCAUUGGGGAAGGACUGCAUAUUGGCAAAUGAUGUCGAUAGUGUCAUUGUACCUAUAGAUGCAUGUGGAGGGGAUGGCGCCCUUGCCUUUGCCAGAAGCAAACAGCACAAGCCACUUAUUAUUGCGGUUGAGGAAAAUGAAACAGUUCUCAGUGAUUCUCCAGAGUCACUUGGGAUUGAGGCGGUAAAAGUCUCAAAUUAUUGGGAAGCCAUAGGUGUUGUUGCAGCUCACAAGGCAGGAAUAGAUCCUUAUUCCCUGCGAAGAAAUAGGAUCAACAACAUUCAUUCCAUUUCCAUUACAUCUCCUAAUGGCCAUGCAGUUUCAAGUGCCCCUCAACGAUUCAACUGAGGAUCUACUGAAUUCGCAAAGUUCCAUACAUAUUCUACUCCUACUCACCAGGGAGGUCCAUCACCGGAGCCGGAGACGUCAUGAAGAAAGACUGCACCGAUCUCAUUCGUCGGAUUGCGCUCCUGAUUCAUCUGGCGGAGGAGAUCACAAACUUUUGUGGUGGCUUCCGGGACAAGAUUGAGGC
Cucurbita pepo subsp. pepo (vegetable marrow) is the source of this 1479-nucleotide messenger RNA. RefSeq lists its product as uncharacterized. The record is from RefSeq and is a predicted model, not a curated record. NCBI's taxonomy places the organism in Eukaryota, Viridiplantae, Streptophyta, Magnoliopsida, Cucurbitales, Cucurbitaceae.